AUGGUCCCAAAACCUCAAGCCAAGCAAACUGCACGAGGCCCCUCAGAAGCAGACAUCGCCACGAACCGAGCCCGCGUCAACUACUCCGAAGCCUCGCGUUUAGCUAAAGCAUGGCUCAGCGGGUUCACUUUCACUUCGGCCAACGGCUCCCAUGACCGUGAAACUGACACGGAUCAGCAUGACGAGGAGGAGGCCGAAAGGGAACUACUCAAGCAUCAGGACCGAUACUCCGACACAGGCGGGAUAGGAUACCGUGCGCCGGAAUCGUCAUCGUCCACGUCCACGUCGGCCGCACGACCGGCGGUAACAGACCCGACGACCAUGUUCCUGCGGAAACAGUUGCUAGGAGGUCGCAGUGGGGCUCGAAGUAGCAUGGAAGUACAAAGGUAUAAUGCCACAGCUGGGCGAAUCCGCUCGCAGGUGCACCGGACUGGAAAACAAGGUGAUUCCGACGAGGACGAAUCGCGGGCGUCUGUGAGUAAGGGGAGGGGCGCACGGCAGAAUAACGUCGCCAAGGCCGUCUCUUCUGAAACAGCUGCAAGAACAAGGGAGACCGAGGAGAUCCCCCGGGCUGAAUCACUGGCUGGACAGAGAGCAGCGAGUGCCGAUCACGAUAGCACCGACAUUGCCCUAUCUACUCGACCGCCAUCCGCGCAAGCCAAGGCGAGCAAGAAGCGUGGGACUGGGAGCUACCUGGACGAACUCCUCGCCUCCAGAGCAGCUAAGAGGCAAAAGAAGAACAAGGGAACGGGCAGCAAGCCCGGUUGA
This is a messenger RNA of Cladophialophora yegresii CBS 114405, 768 nucleotides long. RefSeq lists its product as uncharacterized. Bases 1 to 768 code for a protein of 255 amino acids. The transcript has a single exon. The record is from RefSeq and is a predicted model, not a curated record. Lineage: Eukaryota; Fungi; Ascomycota; Eurotiomycetes; Chaetothyriales; Herpotrichiellaceae.